AUGACUUUCUGCUCACACUGUGGAACUUACCUGCAUACUUCUCUCACAGAUACAUACUCUCUUAGUUGCAACUUGAUCAUCAAGACAGAAGAACAUCUCUGGUGUGUAGCACAGUGCUCAGUGGAUGAAAUACUUUUCCUUCAGUUUGAUAACAAAAACAAGGCCACACCUUUAGGUAACCUGGGGAAGAUGGCAAAUGCCACUGAAGUGCGGUCAUGUUUGACAGAACAUCUGGAAAAUUUGUGCCAGGAGUUAAGGAACAAGGUGGAGAAGAGUCUUGGUUACCCCACUUUACAGGCCACCAUGCUUUCUCAGCACAGCCACGGACUAAUCCUUAGUGCAUGCUGGCAAUUCAACAUUAGUGAAAAGUAUUUCUUCACCUUGGACACAGUGACUACGAGCUGGAGACCGACUAAUGCUGUGUCAGGGGAUAUCACGUAUAAAUCGAAAGGUGAUGAGGAUUUAACGAGACAUCUGACUUUCUCCAUAGCAGAAGGCAGUCAGAAACUCAAUGAAUUCUUCAAGCAGCACAAGGAAAAGCCAAGGUCAACACCAAGGUCCCCUGAUAUCACCCAGGUUACAUCACCCACCCAGCUUCCACCUACAGGGCACUUUCCUUAUAAGGAAGUAUUUAUCCCUGUGGGACUCAUAUUCUUUAUUAUCUGCAUUUGCCUAUAUGUCAAGAAGAAAUGUUGUACCCAAGGAGGCUUCAGCUCCACCCAUACUGCUAAUGCCGCCUGCUUGAAUUACUGGCUGACAGUUCAUCUGCUGCUCCAUGCUAAUGUGGGUCUGCACCUCACCUGCUGGAUCCUGGGGUCCCGCACCUCUCCUCUGCAGUUCACUCAGUCCUGA
Apodemus sylvaticus (European woodmouse) is the source of this 852-nucleotide messenger RNA. RefSeq names its product retinoic acid early-inducible protein 1-beta-like. NCBI's taxonomy places the organism in Eukaryota, Metazoa, Chordata, Mammalia, Rodentia, Muridae. The transcript has 4 exons. Gene Ontology annotation, cellular component: external side of plasma membrane. The record is from RefSeq and is a predicted model, not a curated record. Gene Ontology annotation, biological process: positive regulation of T cell mediated cytotoxicity; immune response; antigen processing and presentation of endogenous peptide antigen via MHC class I via ER pathway, TAP-independent. The coding region runs from base 1 to 852 and encodes 283 amino acids.